Blastomyces gilchristii SLH14081 is the source of this 606-nucleotide messenger RNA. RefSeq lists its product as uncharacterized. The transcript has 2 exons. The record is from RefSeq and is a predicted model, not a curated record. The coding region runs from base 1 to 606 and encodes 201 amino acids. Lineage: Eukaryota; Fungi; Ascomycota; Eurotiomycetes; Onygenales; Ajellomycetaceae.
AUGUCACUGCUUUUCAUGGCUGAUGACAGUUCACUUGCAGGAUUCAGACAGCUUCCUUUGCAGGAAAAUGAUGGUUGUACCACUGUUAACCACGGAAGAGGAGGAGGCAAAGCGGCCGCUGAACGAUAUGCCGCAGAACAAGAACAGCUUCGACAGGAACAGCUUCGGCAGAAGGAGGAGGCAAGAGCAGCCGCCGAACAAUAUGCCGCGGAACAGGAACAGCUUCGGCAGGAGGAGGAGGCAAGAGCAGCCGCCGAACAAUAUGCCGCGGAACAGGAACAGCUUCGGCAGGAGGAGGAGGCAAGAGCAGCCGCCGAACAAUAUGCCGCGGAACAGGAACAGCUUCAACAGGAGGAGGAGGCAAGACAAUAUGCUGUGGAACUAGAACAGCUUCGCCAGCAGGAGGAGGAAAAAUUGGCCGCUGAACGAUAUGCCUUAGAACAGGAACAGCUUCGACAGGAACAGCUUCGACAGGAACAGCUUCGGCAGGAGGAGGAGGCAAGAGCAGCCGCCGAACGAUAUGCCGCGGAACAGGAACAGCUUCAACAGGAGGAGGAGGCAAGAGCAGCCGCCGAACGAUAUGCCGCGGAACAGGAACAGCUUUGA